AUGAUCAGGAAUUGGGGACCGGUGGCCGUGCUGUGCCUGGCUACAUUGCCGUACUUUUGUGUGUCGCGGUACGAGGAUCGUAAGUCAUGUUGUGGGGGGAUUUUUGAUGGGAUUUUGACAUGAUAUAGGGUAUAAUCGAUGAUUUAAAAUGAAAAAAAGAAAUUUUUUUUUGAAGUUUUAGGCUAAAAAGAAUGGAUUUUUAGGCUAGAAUAUUAUGUACUGGCGCUGACUUUUAAAUUUUUCUAAAUUUUGAACGCUUUCUUUGUUAUCUCCUAUUGAAGUAUUUUGAAGUCUAUUGACGUAUCUUUCAUUCUUUUUGAUGAAUUGACGUAUAACAUCUUCUCAAAGCCUCUUUUGAUGCCAUUCUAACAGAUAUUUUGACGCGACAUCUUUAUCAAUGAUUCAAAAUGAUUGUCAAUGAUCUUUUACAAUCUUUAUCACAAGAUUUUUCAACUUUUAAACUCUACUUUUUCUAAAAAUUUAAUUUUAUUACUAUAAAGAUGGUUAAUAUAGACUAUUAGGUUAGUUUGAAGAUUUUUUUUUAAUUUUUGAUUUUUUGAAUAAAGAAGUUCGAAAUGUGAAAUUAUUUUUAAAAUUAUAGGAUAUGACAUAAACAUGAUGCCGUUUGACCUACGCCCAGUCCGAGACUUCAUUGGACUGUGGGAGAUCGAAGGACCGGCUGUCGGUAACACUAGAGACCUGCCAGCCCCGUCUUUGAUUGACUUCUCGAUCAACCCCAUUCCAAAGUUUGGGGCUAGAUCUGUUAAUAUCACGUAGGUUUAAUUCAAAAACCUUUUAAUUUUGUUUUAAUGCUUAAAAAUGGCAUUUUAAAUUUUUUUUUGGUUUUUUAAGUCAACCUACAUUAUUUUUAACUAUUUAAUAAUGUAUAACAUGAUUUUUUUGGCAAAAUAUUGAAAGAUGGAAAUUUUAAAGGUUGCCAAAUAUAUGUAUAUUUACAAAAAAAAAUUUUUUUGUGAUUUUUCAUUGUAUUUUACAUUGCGUUACCUAACUUUUCAGUCAUACAUACUUCGACUCGGGUAAAAACGUAGUCAGAUCUGACUAUGGUUUCAUGCCAGUCAAAAACUCGACCAGAAGAGAUCCUCGAGUUCAUGUUGCCUACUUGACCACCAGCAGUGAAGGUGAGGCUUCAACUUUAAAUUUUAGCUUCAAAAUGAUGUUUUAAGGCUUUAAAUUUGUAUUUUUAUGCUUUUUUUAUAUUUUUAUUUCCCCUUUGGCAAAGUUAAAUUUUUAAAAAUUUCAAAAAAUUUACAUAAUUUUAAAUGUAAGUCCUUUACCCCCUUUCCAAUUCCAGGCUACUCAAUGAUGGAACAAGGGUUUGCCAAGGACAACAAGCUCAUCUUUCAUCUGAAGCAGUUCCUUCGUCGCUCUUUCGACGUCGGAAGCCGUGGAGUUGACCUUCAUGUGAGAGAAGUGAGUCAAGAUACGAAAGGAUACGAUUUCUGUUUACUUUUUACUUUCCUACAAGUAUACGUUUUACUAUUUUGAGUUGUUUGAUGGACCCAAUGAGCCAUUCGUUUUAAAUUCUACUGUACGAACGGUGGUAGUGAUAUAUAGCUACAGUACUAUUUCUAUACGGCUAGUACCAUUAGUACUAAAGACACUGAAAAUUUAUUAGUAUUGUAUUAGUGACGUCUUUAGUAGUACGUAUUUUUGUGUUUAUAGUACUAUUUUUAGUACUAAUAGCACAAUACUACUUUUAGUAUUACCAGUACAGUACAAGCUUUCACUAGCACUUUCAUAGUACGAAACCAUAGCACUACUGUGCCAUUUUUAACUACAGCACUAAAAAGUUGUACUGACAAAUCUUGUUUCAGUUCGAACGCCAGUACGAACUCCGGGACUUCCACCACAUGACCCUGAAGGUGAGAGCUGAGACCUCAAUCGACACUGAGAGUUACACUGCCAAGUACAAGAAGGUGCUGUACUGA
This is a messenger RNA of Bursaphelenchus okinawaensis, 1949 nucleotides long. The record is from the annotation of a GenBank genome assembly. NCBI's taxonomy places the organism in Eukaryota, Metazoa, Nematoda, Chromadorea, Rhabditida, Aphelenchoididae.